Messenger RNA from Helobdella robusta, 2743 nucleotides. RefSeq lists its product as hypothetical. The record is from RefSeq and is a predicted model, not a curated record. Lineage: Eukaryota; Metazoa; Annelida; Clitellata; Rhynchobdellida; Glossiphoniidae. The transcript has 3 exons. The coding region runs from base 262 to 2361 and encodes 699 amino acids.
AUCUUGCGUGUACUACUAUUAACUCUAGUCUCUGUUAAUGCUAUUAUUAAAAAUUUUGCGUUAUAUACAAAAAAUAACUAAGAGCAAAUAUAUUACCCGACAAAAAUUCAGUUGAUUAAUAUCGCUCAAUCACGUGAUUUUGUAGAAACGAAAUGAUUAUUUCCUUGUGGUGUUUGUGAAAAUUAUCAGUUGGAUAAAUACUAUUGAUAUCAAUUUUUCGCUAUUAAGUUGACAAUCUUCGAGCGAAAUCUUCCAUACAACAUGAAAAACAGUUGGAAGUUAAUCAAAACAUCAGCGGUACUUUUGGCAGCGUUCAAUGCUGGGUUCAACGCUGGUGUCUUCAGUCCGACACUACCAGACAUUCAAGCACUGACUCUCAGUACAACGGCCCAAAUGUCCAACACGUUAGUGUGGAUUGGCAUUGCUGGAAUAUUUGGAUCAAUUCUUCUCGGUCCUUUAUUCGACAUGGUCAAUGGAUUGGCCUUGCUUAGCCUCUGCUUGUGUGCUCAAGGUUUUGGAUUUGGAGCAGCACCAUUCUCCAACAUCCUAUCUGGAUAUCAAAUGAUUCUUUCUAUUGGAUUUCUGUUCAACUUUGGAUUGGUGUCCGGAACAAUGUCAGCCAACUGCAUAAUAUGGCGCAACCAGCCGAAAAUGAUAGGACCAAUUUUACAAACAACAUCCCUCGUUUACGUCGUUGGAACAGCUAUCUCGCCUCAAGUCGUGGCACCAUUUCUGACAAAAUCGAAUUUUACUAAAAACAAAAUAAUGAAUAACACAAACUUUGGUUAUGAAACUUUCGUUACCGAUGUUGUCAAUUUUUCCCCAAACACAAGUUUUGAAAAAGACUCCAAAUUCGCUAUACAAAAAGAGUCAAAUAGCGAUUCAUCUUUCUUUAGCAAAAUCAAACCAAUUCAAAUUGCUUACCUUAUUGUAGGCCUGUUUGAUGAAAUUGCGGCAUUAUAUUGCUUUAUUAUUUUUUUGAUAGAUAAAGGUAAAAAAAGUUUGAAAAAUUUUGAGAAAAAGAAAUUUGUACCAAGACGGCGUCAUUAUUCAACAUCUAAUAGCAUGCACACAACAACCCCUGCCUUUGAUUCUCUCGAAUUUAGGAAUGUUAGUAGACGCAGGCGAUCGAUCAGUUGCAGUAACAAGCCUCCUACGAUAACUUUCGGGAAGAAUGCUGCUGAUGACAAUGUUGAUGAUGUCAACAAAGACAGUUCUGAUGAAAAAAUUGACAAAAUCGUAAAUAUCGACCCUAAAUUUUUUUCAAAUGAGAGCAAAGUCCAUAAAGAAAACAAAAAAUGUGUGCCAAAUAUUUCGCGAAAAAAAACAUUGGAUGUUAUAGAAAUUUCGCAUAAUGAUUUAGUACGGUUUCAAAAAUAUGUUGAUGAAAAGUCAAAAGUUCAAGAUGAAAAAAAUAGCUCAGAUGAGUUGAUCGAUAUUAAUGUGGUAAAACAAGCUAAAGUAAACGUAAGAAAGAGUUUUGAAGAAGAGAUAAAAAGACGAAGAAGUUCGAUGCAAGUUUCAGAUGUGAUGCAAAUUGUAAAUAUUCAAAAACAAACUGAAAAUAGAAAAAAAUCGACCUCAGAUAAAAUACACAGCUCCCAUCAUUCACCGAGCAUAGCUGAUGUUUCUUUGGAUGAUAACCUGGAGGGUAGUGCACCAAAGUUAGUUUAUGGCUUGCCUACAGUCUUAUUCUUCAUCGUGGUUCUGGUGUUCAUAAUAACAAACGGAGGUAGAGAAGGCAUGAUGACUGGUUUACUCUAUACUUACGUUGAAUCAUUUCUUCAUUGGCAACCAUUUAAUGGUACUAUACUAGUAACCACGUAUCACUUAAUUAGGGUCAUCGUUCACUGCGUCUUCAUAUACCUGGCUAAUAAGAUAUCUCCUUUCAUUCUCACUCUAUUCAAUUGUUCAGUUCUUCUAGUCGGUGGUUUGCUGAUGUUAGGAACGUCCAAGAGUUCUGAACCUGUUUUUACAUAUAUUUCAGUCAUUUUAACGGGGAUAGCUACAUCCAAUAUACAACCAACGACUAUAACUCUAGUUCAAAAGUCAAUUCAAGUGACCGGUAAGAUAAUGGGAGUACUGUUCGCAGCGUUAGCUGCCGGCCAAAUAAUAUUUUCUCCCGUCCUUGGAAUAUUCCUUGAAAAACGCGGAGCUGUAGCUUUCCCCGCAAUGAUAUUUUUGACGUCUGUUUUAUCAUCUUUGCUGUUUACACCUUGGUACUUUUUAGCCAAAUAUGUUAAAAGAUUUUAUGAAAAAAGACGCAGUCAGAAAUUUGAUGCAAAAGAAUGGUAUCUGAAUUAUAAAAGAAAACUCGAAAAAGCUAAUUUAAACGAAAGAACACCAUUGAGAAAAAAUUAAACCUGCAAUUUUAACUUAAUUCGUGGUUGUUUUUCACACAAAAUAUAAAAUUUUUCAGUUUUUUAAUAAUGAUUUAUAGUUUAUACAUUAUAUUUAUUACGUGACUAAGCCAGGCGGAUAACUCUGGCGAUUGUAUUAGUAGUUUAAAAUUAAUGUAAUGUGAACCGACUUAUUUUGCUUGCUUUCAGAUUUUAUUAAUUUACACUGUUUAAAACUUAAUGAAAUAAUUUUUUGAAACAUUUAUUAAUGUGUUGAGCGCUACUCAAAGACAUUCACCCUUUUAUUUUAAGAGUUAUACGACGUGUUAUAUGCCGUCUUCUUGUUCUAAUGUUGCACCCACGCGUCAUUUAAUAAUAGACCUGCUGGUGAGUAAGCCAGUGUU